This is a messenger RNA of Sphaerulina musiva SO2202, 2311 nucleotides long. RefSeq names its product glycoside hydrolase family 72 protein. Gene Ontology annotation, biological process: fungal-type cell wall (1->3)-beta-D-glucan biosynthetic process. Gene Ontology annotation, molecular function: 1,3-beta-glucanosyltransferase activity. The transcript is spliced from 2 exons. The coding region runs from base 587 to 1984 and encodes 465 amino acids. Lineage: Eukaryota; Fungi; Ascomycota; Dothideomycetes; Mycosphaerellales; Mycosphaerellaceae. Gene Ontology annotation, cellular component: fungal-type cell wall; cytoplasm. The record is from RefSeq and is a predicted model, not a curated record.
AUGGGAUUACUGGUGAUCAAGUGGCCGUGCAGUGCUUGACUUUCUGCCUUUCGCUUGGGAUGGACACGUUGCAGGGAGCUGGGGAAAAAGAAAAAAUAUCAGUUGAAUCAGCUCAUCAUCAGCAUCAGCAGCAUUCCGUCUGCGAGGUGCAAUUGGCUUCGAAUAAGCACAAACAGAAAAGAUGUCAUUGCCCGACGCGGUCCGGCAGGCAGUACAUGAUAUUGAUAUCGACAGUCGAUUGCAACAAUAUGAUGAUUGAUGGUUGAAACGGGGGGCUGAGGCUGAUCGCUCGGCGCAUACGAAUCCAUCAUCUCCUGCCAAUGCUUGGAUGGUCUUGGGUCUUGGCCGGGCUCAUGGGAGUUAAGAAGAAUUGCAGCACUCUCUCUCACUCACUCACUCCUUCAACCACCACCACCUUUGCUGCUUAUUCCUUGUCCCGUAUUUUGUGUCGUUACGCUCGUUCUUUCUUGCCGUCCGCCAUCAGCUUCUUCUUCUGAUUCUCCCAUUCUCCUCCCAACCAAAGUCACUCGCUCCACGGAAACUACUCACUCACGAAACCCGCACGAAUCCCUCCCCACAACUCACAAUGAAGGGCACCUUCAGUGCCGCCGCGCUGGCGCUAGCGUCGCUCACAUCCGCAAAGAUCAUUCCUCGACAGAGUGGUAACCUGCCCACAGUCACAUCCGAGGGCAACGCCUUCUGGACGUCCAAUGGCGAGCGCUUCUACAUUCGCGGUGUUGCAUACCAGCCCGGUGGUGCUGCUGAUGCGCAAGAUCCUAUGCUGGACCUCGACACGUUCCGCAACGAUGUCGAGGCUUUCAAAGAGCUGGGCAUCAACACCAUUCGCAUCUACACCAUCGACAACAGUGCCAACCACGACGAGGCAAUGAAGCUAUUGGACGAUGCCGGCAUCUACCUGUCGCUCGAUGUCAACACUCCCAAGGCCUCGCUGAACCGCGAGAACAUUGACUCGCUGCACGCCUCUUACAACGAUGUCUACCUGCAAUCCGUCUUUGCCACGGUCGAUGCCUUUGCGGGCUACAACAACCUUCUUCUUUUCUUCUCGGCCAACGAGGUGAUCAACGCCCGCAACAACACCAACGCCGCUCCAUACAUCAAGGCCGUCACCCGUGACAUCCGCAACUACAUCCGUGCCCAGUCUUCCCGCCCCAUCCCCGUCGGCUACUCAUCCGCAGAUGUCGCCGAGAACAUCGAGGCACAAGCCAACUACUUCGCCUGUGGAGAAGACGAGAUUGCCCGCUCCGACUUCUUCGCCUUCAACGACUACUCCUGGUGUGACCCCUCUGACUUCCGCAAGUCCGGCUGGGACCAAAAAGUGCAAACCUACAAGAACUACUCUCUCCCAAUUUUCCUCUCCGAAUUCGGCUGCAUCACCAACCGCCGCGACUGGAACGAAAUCGCCGCUCUCUACUCCGAAAACAUGACAAUCGCCUACUCCGGCGGUCUCGCAUACGAAUACACCCUCGAAGCCAACGGCUACGGUCUCGUCGAAAUGGGCUCUGACGGCAAAGCCGUUCCCAACGAAGACUUCGACCGCCUGAAAGCCGCCUACGCCGCCACUCCCAACCCCACCGGAGACGGCGGUGCCACUCGCGACGCUCGCCCCGUCCCCGAAUGUCCUCCUGAAUCCGACGAAUGGCACGUCAGCACCGCCCUCCUCCCUGCUAUGCCCGAGGGCGCGGAGAAGUUUAUGAAGGACGGUGCGGGCGCUGGUCCGGGCCUCGACGCUGAUACUCAAUGGGCGGGAACUCCUACGACUACUGCUGCGGAUCUUUCGGAUGGUGUUUCUACUACUGAAGCGGAAGAUACUAAUUACUCUGCUUCGGGUUCGGGUGGAAAUGGUGGAAAUGGAGGUAAUUCUACUGGUGGUGGAAAUGAGAGUGGUGCUGCUUCGCUUUCUUUCAGUCCCGCUGCGGUUAUGACUGUCGGUGUUUUGGCUGCGGUUUUUGCUGUCGGGUUGUGAGGGAGUGAGUGAGUAGCAUGAGGGAUAGAAAGAAAGAAGGAAAAGCGGAAAUUUUUGAGACCUUCGAACUUCUUGUUGUCCUAGAUUAUUGGUACCCUACCUACAUAUGGAUCAUGAUGAUGCUUUCUCCUCCUUUCUCCGACGACGAGUUGCAGUCGCCAGCAGCUAGCAGUCAGUCCAGCAAAAUAAAAAAUGAGGAAUGUCCCUCGUUGUUGAAAGAUUUUGCUGGUGGAAGAAGAAGAAAGAGAAGAGAAGAGAUGUCAGAUAUACCUUACCUUGCCUUACCUUACUGAUAUAUACAUCUUACAUACAUGUACACUGUGCAAC